AUGCAGGAACAACAACAACAACAACAAUCCCCUUUAGUAACGGAACCCGCACACGCCCCAUCGCAAACAUCACCGCCAUCAUCAGAAGAAAAAAGAAUUGAAUAUAAUGUGCGUGGUCCGUCCGUAUCUCCAUACUUCACACUUCGCAUUGCUAUUCAAGCAGCGCCAGUCCCACCAUUACCGUCCUUACAACCACAACUCAAACAACAACAAGAAAGAUCUAAUCUUUGGGAAGAGUCCUCUUCAUCAUUAAGACAUCGUUGGCGUUUUAUUAAAAAAGAGGAAUUAGAGUUGGUGCGGCCAUCCUACGAUACAACAGGACCAGCACUGGAAUUGGGAAAAGAAGAUCAACUCCUACCAAUAUUACUACAACAACAACAACAACAACAACAACAGAAAGAAGCAACAGCAGCGGCAGUAACAAGAACAAGAAGUGAAUCACCGCAAAUGACACCUGCUGGAAUGAUAAAUAGACGUGCCAAGUCUGAAGGCACAACACGAUCACUAUCAUCCCGCUCACGAAGCCCACGAAGAGAGUUUGGUUGGUUAGAAGAAGUUCUCCAAGAUGAAAAGACCCACACCACUCCUCCUCUUCUUCCUCCCUCGCCUCCCUCGCCUCCACUCACCACGGCGGAGAAGACCCCACCCCCACCACUCCCACUCCUCCACACCCCGCAGGGACAACUGAGUAGUAGUCCGAGUAGUAAUAAUAAUAAUAAUAAUAGUUAUUUACUGCAAUUCCACACAAACAGCAGCGGGGCAGCCGAUCAAUCGCCCGGCACCAUCAGUUUCACCAGUGCAAUUCUCCCAAAGAGUACAACGCAGAUUGGCGGGAGAGGCGACACUACAGUAGGCGAUCGCACAGCAACUUCACUGGAAGCCACUACUAACACUACCGCCUCAGACGCCGCCCAACGACUUCGCGUAACGCUGUUAACAAACUCCUUUCAACGCAUGGUGGAUGAUGUUGUGGAGACGCAUGGAUACAGUGGAGAGGAGCGACUGCAACUCCUACGGCAUGCAGGGAUCUUUAGAGAACUAUCGCUGCAAUCUCGAUAUCAUGAGAUGCACCCAUUGUGUAAUAUUCGCGUCGUGGGCUCGGAGUUUAGGAGUGGGAGAAGAAGAACUCUCUCUGCGCCAGGCAGUGGUGGUGGUCCCCGAUCUAAAUAUCAACAAUAUAAACAACAAUCUCAACAACAACAAAAACAACAAGAAGCGCAGGGUGAUGAUAAUGAUCAUUAUGAUAAUUAUGAUGAUGGGUCUCAUUUGGAGUUUACAACCACAUCAUGCAUAACGGGAGUGGAAGCCGACGGGACCGUAGGGACAUUAUCGGAAGUAGCUCCAGAAGAGAGAAAAGGAGAAGGAGAAGUAGUUCCGAUGCUGUGA
Molecule: messenger RNA, 1386 nt
Organism: Trypanosoma theileri
Lineage: Eukaryota; Euglenozoa; Kinetoplastea; Trypanosomatida; Trypanosomatidae
Exons: 1
Coding region: 1-1386 (461 amino acids)
Source: RefSeq, a predicted model, not a curated record